This is a messenger RNA of Pistacia vera, 858 nucleotides long. RefSeq lists its product as uncharacterized. Bases 1 to 858 code for a protein of 285 amino acids. Lineage: Eukaryota; Viridiplantae; Streptophyta; Magnoliopsida; Sapindales; Anacardiaceae. The transcript is spliced from 3 exons. The record is from RefSeq and is a predicted model, not a curated record.
AUGUUGCUAUGCCCCAGAAAUCACGUUGCACCUCAGAACAAGAGACUAAAAUUGCAAAUUGACGAUGGUGAGGAUCCGAGGUACUUCUUGUGCACUACGGAUUGUACCCUUUCUGUGCACAAGUUAUUGAGUCUCUACCCUAAUGCUGUUUGCGAAUGUGGACGGCUCAUGGAUAGGACGAUGCAGUUGUCAGAGAAGACUGAAAAAAAGUUAGUUUUUGAUGCUCAAGAUAGAGGAGUGUUUGUUAAAGGACCGAAACAAUUUAUAAUAAGUGAUGAACUACAAGUAAAGCCCUCAUCAAUAGAAGCAAGCGUUUCUGUACUAUCCAAUCUAGGACUCACGGACUGCAGCACCAUUGAGGCGUAUAACUACUACAACAUCGACGUAGGAGUAGAUGAGAUUCUCACUUUGCUCAAGUGCUCACUAGUAUCAAAGAAACCUUUGACCGAAACUUUGUUGAAACAAAAUUCAGCACCAAAGUUCGGCAAAGAAGAUUUUGAUCAGAAUAUCUAUGUUGAGUCUACAGUGGAAGAACCAGAAUCAAAUGUGGACGGGAAGAUUCAUGUAAAGCUUAUUAUCAGCAAAUCCAAGAAAAUUGUUUGUUUUGCCGAAGCAAGUAAAGAAUUUGUUGAUUUAGUUUCCAGUUUCCUAACUGUUCCACUUGGUUAUAUAAUAAAAGAAAUGCAGAGUGGCUUUUCAAAAGGAUCCUUAACUCACCUGUACAAUAGUGUUCAGGAACUCGAUGCUAAGAAAUACUUGAAAUCUAAUGAGCACAAGGAAAUGCUCAUCAGUCCGAAGCUGGCCCCUGAUUUUAGCUAUGAUAACCAUCCUUUAGGCAUUGAAGAAGGUCAAUUCUAA